AUGCGGCUUGGGCUGUGUGUGGUGGCCCUGGUUCUGAGCUGGACACACCUGGGCAUCGGCAGCCGUGGUAUCAAGGGGAAGAGGCAGAGGCGGAUCAGUUCUGAGGGAAGCCAGACCUGCUCCAAGGGCUGUGAGCUCUGCUCAGAGGUCAACGGCUGUCUCAAGUGCUCGCCCAAGCUGUUCAUCCUGCUGGAGAGGAACGACAUCCGCCAGGUGGGCGUCUGCCUGCCAUCCUGCCCUCCUGGAUUCUUCGACGCCCGCAACCCCGACAUGAACAAGUGCAUAAAAUGCAAGAUUGAGCACUGUGAGGCCUGCUUCAGCCACAACUUCUGCACCAAGUGUAAGGACGGCUUGUACUUGCACAAGGGCCGCUGCUACCCAGUGUGUCCCAAGGGCUUCUCAGCUGCCAACGGCACCAUGGAGUGCAGCAGUCCUGCACAAUGUGAAAUGAGUGAGUGGUCCCCGUGGGGGCUCUGCUCCAAGAAGAACAAGUUCUGUGGUUUCCGGAGGGGCUUCCAGGAGCGGACACGCAGGGUGCUCCAUGGCACUGGGGGGGACCAGGCCCCCUGCACCGACACCCAGGAGACCCGGAGGUGCACAGUGCAGAGGAUACCAUGUCCUGAGGGGCAGAAGAGGAGGAAGGGCAGCCAGGGCCGGCAGGAGAAUGUCAACAAGAACCCUGCCAGGAAGGAGAGCAAGGAGCCAGGCACUGGCUCUCGGAGACGCAAGGGGCAGCAACAACAGCAGCAGCAAGGGACGGUGGGGCCGCUCAUAUCUACGGGGACUACCUAG
Messenger RNA from Otolemur garnettii (small-eared galago), 792 nucleotides. It is a transcript of the gene RSPO1, whose product is annotated as R-spondin 1. The record is from RefSeq and is a predicted model, not a curated record. The coding region runs from base 1 to 792 and encodes 263 amino acids. NCBI's taxonomy places the organism in Eukaryota, Metazoa, Chordata, Mammalia, Primates, Galagidae. The transcript has 5 exons.